CCCGAAUAGGCUCCAGUCGAGGCAGCUACCCAGAUAUAUCUCGAACUUUGUUCCCGGUGCUAGUCACCAUGCUGCAUCCCAAAUGUCGUCCAUCAGAUUAGCUACCGCAGCUAAUGUGCAAGCGUUCCAAAACCUCGUCAAUGUCAUCUCCACAAGCGACACAGACUACACACUAGACUACGAUGCCAUUCAGGACGAGAUCGGGAGGUUUAGGGUUUGGUGUGGAAACAUUGGUGCUCUUCAGAAAGGUCAUUCUAGUUUAGAUUAUCGACUUCGCGAUUCACCACUCAUUUCUAGCAACGUUCUGAAGCUGUUGCAAGAGCUGGACGAUAACAUCACCGCUGCUUCCCAGAUCAUCUCUGGCACAAGGUUACCUUAUGAAAAACAGCAGCAGCGGCCUGACGAUUCAGAUGAGGAUGAGGACGAUGACUUCUUCAGUGAAGACGAAGACGACGAUGAGCCGGAUGCACCCAAAACUGAGCUGGAAAUGCGAUUCGAAGAGGUUGUGGAUGUGAUAGACAAUCUAUACAAGUUGUCUGUUCGCAUUCGUCAGCCUACCAUACGAUCUAGAGCCCUCAAAGCCUCAUCCUAUCGUCCCAAAGACCCCGAAACUAAUGUUGACAUCCUAGAGCAGUACGCUGUUGCAGAUCUUCAUCAUAUUCAAGAGCUCGUAAGACAUCUUCGCACGCCAUAUGUCAAAGCUGGCGAUGUUGAAGAUGACGGCGUCUUAAUUGGAAGAUUUGCUCAAGCUGUCACACUUCGCCGACGCCAAUUCAAAUACUGGAAACGACACAGAGAAAAGUUGGGUGCAGCGACUGUUCAUGAAGAACCAUCAGUUCCAUUGAAAACUGAACACCCUGAUGCCCUUCACCGCCACAACACGAUUGAGGUACAUGCUGGUGAUAACGAGCAAGAUGUGGGGAAAGAUGCACUAAGCCAGAAGACCGGCAAGACACUUCUUUCAGGAACUGAAGCAACUCAUUAUCAUCAAACUUUAGAUGAUAUUGUAGACUCCAAGUCGGUGACAAGCUAUGCUACUACCGUCCGUGACGCAACCGGGCGUUCGAUCCAGUUGCCGCCGCCACCCAAGGCUGCGGAUGGCGAGAAGGAUUUUGAGUGUCCGAUAUGUUAUAUAAUCUGUCCCAGUCGAUAUGCAAACUCCCGAUCUUGGAAAACCCACGUAUUACAAGAUCUGCAACCCUAUGUCUGUACAUACGCAGAAUGCGACACUCCGAAUCAACUUUUUCAAAGUCGCCGUCAGUGGGCCGAGCACGAGGCCACUCAUCGGAGAGUCUGGCGCUGUCCUGAACAUCCUGACGCUAUUUUCAAAACUUCGCUGGGUUUGGACGAUCAUCUUAGACAAGACCACAGCGAUAGCAUACCCGAAGGUCAACUGGAAAGCAUUAUCAAAGUCAGCGAGACUUCGACAGUCGAUCUGCGGUCAUGUCCCAUCUGUUACGCCACAGCAGAGAGCAAUGAAAUUGCGAAUCACAUAGCCAAUCACCUUGAGAGAAUGGCUACUUUUGCGCUUCCAACUAGUUCACAUGAUGACUCGGAUGGGGCAAGUUCACAAGCGUCACGAGGAGGAUCCGACAGCAGAGAUUCUCGGGAUUGGAGCUCAGGAACAUCCUCUAGUGAUUCGCAUGAAGAUUCUAGGGAACAUAUUGAAGUUCCAAGCUUAGCAUCUCAAUCAGAUGUAGCAUAUCAGAUGUCGCCUGCAAACAACGGCUUGUCAGACGAACUACUACGCGAGAUUCCGAACUCUACCGAAGAACGACUGGGUAUACUUUUCACACAAAAUCCCGAAGAAGCUGAUGAGGUGUAUCCUGCGUCUCAAGAAACAAUGACGGGAAAGGAAACACAAGGUUCAAAAGCCACACUUCCCAUCCUCAUGAUUUCGGAACUACCUACCCUUCACUCACUAUAUCGCAUUGGGAAGCUGUCAGUUGCAAACGCAAAAUUUCCUCCGAAUCAUCUAUACAACCAAUUAGUGUCGCUUUAUGUUUGCGACAUUACCAAGCUACAAGUUGAUGCCAUUGUCAACAGCGCAAAUCGCGCUUUGAGCGUAACAAAAUUCGAGCUAACCCUCAACACUCGCGUACAUGAAGCUGCCGGCCCUGAGUUCACGAAGGAAUGCGAGAAUCGGAAACUUUUGAAGACCGGCGAAGCGACUUUGACCAGUGGCUACGAUCUCCCUUGCACUUAUGUUGUUCACGCAGCAAGACCUACCAAUGAUAGCGGAGAUGAAGUUAAUCUGAAAUUGCUUGCUGAUUGCUAUUAUAAUUCUUUGAAGCUCGCGAUGAGCCAUGGCAUUCGAACCAUCGCCUUUCCUUCACUGGGGACUGGCGGCUGCGGGUUCUCAUCACUUACAGCAGCUCAUACCGCUCUUGGAGAAGUUCGCAAGUUUUUGGACCAGAAUCCUGCGCAUCCAUUUACAUCCAUCGCUUUCUGCCCUUUCACCAAUACUGAUGCGAUGUCUUACUUGCAAUAUAUCCCGCAAUACUUCCCUCCGGACCCCAGCGAGACCGCAGAUAUCGAUCCUGAUGAUGCGUAUGCGAACAAAGAUAUGCUAGGCAAACCAAUUCUGGAUGCCUAUAAUCAAAUCGAGGCCGUUGAUCGCGAAAUGCGGUCUUUCAGAAGACAUGUUAUGGCAUUCCCGGGAGACAUUCUUCUAUAUCUUACGAGCAUCGGUCGUGCAUUGAGCAUGCUUCGGACCAAACUGAUGGAACCAGUGGCGGACUGGCUGCUACCGUUAGGAACACACCAAGCUUCUGAGCAGGCGAAUUGGGUGCCGAAGCAAAGGAUCACAGAAAUUACCUUGAUUUGUGCCGUUAUACAAGCUUUCUCCGAUGGUGUGAUGGAGAUCGUUGAAUUAGCCAAGGGGAAAGCUGAUUCAGGUCAGAUCACACACCAGGCCUUGUGGGAUGACUACAAUCAAUACAUGAGAGAGAGUCAAAACAUUGAUGUUGUGGGACUUCUUGAACUGUGUCACGAUUUUACGCACGGUUUGAAAGAUAUAAUGGCCGGGGAUGUCAACAUACCGCACGAGAUGGGUACGAUAUCGAUACGUCUCGAAGGCUGGCUUGCCAAAUCAACUGGGAGAGAGCAGCAUGGUGUACGACAACAAUUUGACGAAAUAAUGUACACACGGGAAUUUCAGCGAGACACGGCAGCUCCCCUUGCCACCAAGGUGGUAAAAGUUCAACAGAUACCAACACUAUCCCGUUUGUAUUUUACUGGCGAACUAGAAGAGAAGUCGACAUUUGCUACUCCGUCUUCUCGAAUUAACGAUACAGUUUGUCUCAUUCAUCGAGACAUCACAGAGAUUGCGGUUGACAUAAUAGUGAACUCUACGGACCCGGCCUUUUCAGGCAUGGGCCGACUCGAUCAUACCAUAAUUGCCAAAGCCGGCCCUGCAAUCCAGGAGGAGCUGUUAAGCUUUGGUCAUUGCAACGAAGGUGAUGUAAGAUCUACGGGAGCAUAUCAAUUGCCAGCGAAAUAUGUACUGCACACCAUUCCACCGGAAACGUACCGCACUACCAGUAAAGAGGUGCUGCGCAAAAUCUAUCGACAAAUACUCCGCCAGGCUGCUUCUUUAAAGACAGCAUCAAUCGCAAUACCAGCUCUCGGCACUGGAAUGUUGAACUAUCCAAGACGAGAUUGUGCCUCAAUAGCCAUGGAAGAAAUCAAGCACUUCCUAGAAAUUUCGCAUCCCAACAGUACCCUAGAAAAGAUUGUUUUCUGCGUUUAUAGCUCCAAUGAUGAGUUCAUAUACAAAUCACUACUCCCUGUAUAUUUCCCUCCUGUCGAGCUCAACCCGACCAAAGCACAAGAUACAAGUAUCGAGUCUUCAUACCAGUUUUCGAAAAUCCCAGGCCAUAGCGAAACACCAAAACAACAAUCACGGACACCUUCCGAGUCGACUGAUGGAGCGGUCCGAAGUGUCAGAUUUGACAAACUGCCAGCGAACAAUAGCCAAAGGCCACUCAACGAAAUUGAAGAGGAAGCACUCAAGAACUUUGAGAAGCAUGCCGAGACUUGUCUGGUGUGCAUUGAAGUGAUGAAAGUAUACAUAGAAGGUGGAAACCUCUGUGGGGUUGGAUAUUCACUAGCACAAGUUGUGCUUCACCAACUGAACAUGGAUUCCAACCAGACAGUUUUCUCAACUCAACGGGAUGCCGCCCGCAGAGUCUUGGUGGAGGUACCGAGAAAAUUCUCUUUGGGUUUGGAAAUGCUCACGGCUGUUGAGCGCAGUUUCCGGAAUCGCGAACGAAGUAUGCCUUUUGUAAGCACUAUUCGGCCAUGGCCUGGGCUGGCCGAAUACCAGAAGGAUCCAAAAGCACCUCUUCCUGGGGUGACUAUCCAUCAGGCUUCACUUGAGAUCCCAGGGGAACCAAAAAAGGCCCACGCGUACGUAUGUACGUGGUCUGACGUAGGUAACACCUGGGAAGUACUUCAUCGCCAUGCUUGUUUGAUACACGUAUCUCCAGGGAAGCUACAGAUCCACGAACCAGUAAUCAAAUCAACUUCACAAGUCCCUCUCCUUUCUCUGGAACUCACACCCGAAGUUCCGGUUCGGAAGUCUAGUAGUACAGAGUUCACGAUCGAGAAGGCCCGCUUCCUCCAAGAAUCAGUGGUGAAGACCAGCUCCAGUAUAUUGUUGAGAUGUACUAGCGCAACUGAGUGUGAUAUGCUCUACUCAACUGUGAAGCGUUCUGCCAAAAUCAAUACGACGUACAAUGAACACCGUAGUGGGGCUCAAGCUACAAACGCACUGGUAGGCACGGAUGAUGAUGAUGAUGAUGAUGAUGAUGAUGAUGAUGAUGAUGAUGAUGUGGAAAAUGAUGACGAUAUCCCAGUCAAUGCUGGCAAGAGUGAAAAUAUGAGCAGGCCUUUAACUGUGCCAAACUAUAUGUGGGUCUGCGGAACCUGCCAUCAAUGGACAGAGCUUGCACACGAGCGGUGCCCUGUCUGCGGGCAUACCCGUGAUUUUUCGGACUUCGGGCCCGGUCAAGUAUAUCCUGAGUCUACUCGCGAAAGUCUCUCCGUUCUGUCGUCGAUAAUUUUGAAUCAACUCCGGGAACUGGAUAAAGGAGGCAACGGCGUGCAUCAGACAGACCUAGCAGCCAAAUCCAGUGUAACUGAUGCUGGACUGACUCAGGCAAUACAGGAACUCUAUGAGAACGGGCUCAUACAUUCAGUAUCAGGAAGAAUAGGAACUUGGACUGCUUCCCCAACGCCAACACCCAAACCUGAGGAGCGAAGUCUGGGUAAUAUCGUGCCCGAAGACUCAUGGCUUUGUAGCAUCUGCAAUUUGGGUAACCUUAUUCCUACCACCGAGAACAAGUGUCCUGUAUGUGACCAUAUUCGGGAUGGAUUGGACAUCGGACCCGGGAAGACAUAUCCUCCAACAGCCGUACGCAGUCUUUCAGACCUAUCAUACAAAAUCCUUUCGCUGCUACGGUCCAUUCCUGAACGAGCAGUGGGAAUGCACGAAGACUCUCUAGCUGAGAGAUUCGGCGUGAAGACGGAAGACGUCAAUAAUGUUUUAGCAAGACAUCAAACCUUGAAACUCGUCAAACCAGUUGACGGUGCCCAAGGGGUAUGGGCGGCAACUGAACAGAAUCAGAAAUAUCCCGGUCUCGCAAGCCAUUUCCGCUCGUACCGUGGCGUCCAGCAAAAACCCGAUGGUGAAGACAGCGCCAGCGAUGCGAAUAGGGAAAAUCCCUCUGACAAGACACCGUCUAAUCUAUCAUCUCAAAUUCUGCCUGAUUCGGCCGACGUCGACGACCUCUUCACAAAACUAUUCUCGACUGAUCGUACCAAAGCACAGGAUACGGCUCAUUCCAGAUCCGACACGCCCGACUCAGUUGAAAAUACCACUUCGUUCCCUGCUGUCAUCAAUCUUACGGAUAUCAACACGGAUGACUACUUUACGUAUCUCGAAGUACCUAACUCAUCCACUCCGUGGACUGUGAUUGACGGAAGAUUAGUCAGUCGACGGGCUGUCGCAGAGAUGACACACGAAUAUAAAGGAAGGGGAAACAACAGUAUUGUUGUGAAGCACAGAUUGGAUAGUGAAGACGUAAGGUCGCUUGCAGAGAGAACGGUGGAGAUUCGAACGGGCAGAGGUUAA
Molecule: messenger RNA, 6136 nt
Organism: Periconia digitata
Lineage: Eukaryota; Fungi; Ascomycota; Dothideomycetes; Pleosporales; Periconiaceae
Source: the annotation of a GenBank genome assembly